AUGCUUCUUAAUACUUCCACUUCCACUUUCUUCGCGCUAUCGUCACUUUUUCUACUAUCAUCAGCGCUUCCAGUCGCUCAGAAUGAUGUUAUUUCGGUUAAACAUAUAAAGAGAGCUACGUACUCUGUUGUGAAUGUCCAAGGAUCUUCUUCGACUUCCACAAGUGGUGGAAAUGGGGAGCCCACGACUACUGUGGUAAAAACCGUUACCAAGACCGACCAGCCGACAACGAAAACAGUGGUCGAGACCGAUGCGACUACAACUACAAAUUACAUAGUCUCAACUCAGACUGUGAGGGGUUCUGAUACCACUGAAACUAUUCUUAUCACCAUUACACCAUCCCCGACGACUGUCACUAGCUUUAGCUAUUCAAUUGUGGAUAUCACUGUUCCAGUGACGAUUUCCGAACCUUCAUCAAAACAGACCACUACCCGGGCAAGUUCCUCGUCAGAACCAUCAUCGGUUUUCCAAUCUUCAACAAUAGCCAUAUCUGCCUCAUCCAAAUCUUCCACCAAACCGACGUCAACCUCCACCCCGACCACACGCCAAACUGUGUCAUCUUUUAGUGCUUCCAAGUCAUCCAGUGCAGUCGCAUCUUCCUCAACCAGUUUUUUUUCGUCAUCAUCACCGUCUCAAAGCCGUACCAGCGUUGCCAGCUUGACUACAUCUCAAGUAUCGAACCCAAUCUCUAGUAUUGGAGCAUCGACAAGCACUUGUACCGACAAAAUAUCGACCAUCCCAUCUCCCACGAAUACUUUAUCAUCAUCGUGGCUUACUACUUAUACGGCGAUAUCCUCGAAUUGGUAUACUAUCACAAUUUUACCUACAGCCACUACUUCUUCCUAUGAUAAUGGACAAUGGCAUACUAGUUAUCCUUCUUGGAAUUCUACGACUGAUAUCCCAAGAAGCUAA
Messenger RNA from Sclerotinia sclerotiorum 1980 UF-70, 912 nucleotides. RefSeq lists its product with no specific name. The record is from RefSeq and is a predicted model, not a curated record. The transcript has a single exon. The coding region runs from base 1 to 912 and encodes 303 amino acids. NCBI's taxonomy places the organism in Eukaryota, Fungi, Ascomycota, Leotiomycetes, Helotiales, Sclerotiniaceae.